Molecule: messenger RNA, 4828 nt
Organism: Trichechus manatus latirostris (Florida manatee)
Lineage: Eukaryota; Metazoa; Chordata; Mammalia; Sirenia; Trichechidae
Gene: SUN1
Product: Sad1 and UNC84 domain containing 1
Exons: 23
Coding region: 80-2938 (952 amino acids)
Cellular component (GO): meiotic nuclear membrane microtubule tethering complex; nuclear envelope
Molecular function (GO): protein-membrane adaptor activity
Source: RefSeq, a predicted model, not a curated record
GGCCUGGGCAGUGUGGCGUCUGUCCGGGCAGCGGCGGCGGUAGCAGCGGCGAGUGGCAGUAUGAUCUGAGAUCGUGAACAUGGACUUUUCUCGGCUCCACAUGUACACCCCUCCUCAAUGUGUGCCAGAGAACACUGGCUACACGUAUGCACUCAGUUCAAGUUAUUCUUCUGAAGCUCUGGAUUUUGAGACCGAGCACAGACUGGAUCCUGUCUUUGACUCUCCAAGAAUGUCCCGUCGUAGUCUGCGCCUGGUCACCCCAGUGUUCACCGCGGGGGAUGGCCCAGACACCAAGGGCCGCACCUGCGCCAGGAACACUGCCUCUGUGAAGGACAGGGAAUCCAGAACAGUAAAACAGCGCAGAAGUACAAGCAAACCGGCUUUUAGUAUAAAUCACAUGUCAAGAAAAGUGACAUCUUCAGCAGUCAGCCAGAGUAGCUGUCACAGCCUGCGGGGCAACAUGGCCCUCCAGCCCCCUGUGCUGGAUGCGUCUCUGAUCCGGGAGCAGACCAAGGUGGACCACUUCUGGGGUCUCGACGAUGACAGUGACCUUAAAGGUGGAAAUAAAGCUGCUGUUCAGGGAAAUGGUGACCUUGCUGCAGCGGCAGACACCGCCGCUGUCAACGGCUACACCUGCAGUGACUGCAGCCUGCUCUCGGAGCGCAAGGAUGUCCUCACUGCGCACCCCCCAGCCCUUGGGCCCACCUCGAGAGUCUAUUCUCGGGACAGGAGUCAAAAGAGCGGUGCAUCGUUCUGCGUGAAUAGGAUCUUGUGGCUGGCCAAAUGCACCUCGUCAUCUUUCUCGUCGUUCUUAGUUCAGCUUUUCCAAGUGGUUUUAAUGAAGCUCAGUUACGAAUCAGAGAAUUACAAAUCGAAAAGUUAUGAAUCAAAAGAUUGUGAAUCAAAAAGCUUUAAGUCAAAAAGCCAUGAAUCGAAAGCUCACUCCGGGUAUGGUGGGAGGACGGAGGUGAACGAGCUGCUCAGAGAGGACGCGCGCCUCGGCGUGAAUGGGGAGCCACUGUGUGAAGACUGUAAGGGGAAGAAGGAACGUCUUGAAACAAAUGCCUCCCCCCACCUGCAGCUUUCACAGUCACACAGGGUCACAAGGGCCGCGUGGCACAUCGUUUCUUAUGCAGGUCACAUGCUGGUGCAGGUGCUGCGCAGGACCGCUGCUGUAGGGUGGUUCGUGUCCUCAGCGGUGUGGUCGGUGCUCUGGCUGGCCAUUACUGCUCCAGGGAAGGCAGCUUCCAGAGUCUUCUGGUGGCUGGGCUUUGGAUGGUACCAGUUCGUUACUUUGAUGUCUUGGCUGAACGUGUUCCUUCUUACAAGGUGCCUUCAAAAUAUUUGCAAAUUUUUAGUCUUGCUCAUCCCACUGUUACUUUUACUAGGUGCAGGUCUUGCAUUCUGGGGACAGGGCGAUUUCCUCUCAUUCCUGCCUGUGUUAAACUGGACAAACGGGUACAAAGCACAGAGGGCAGAUGACCCCAAGAAUAUAUUCACACCUGAUGCUGCUCACCUGCGCUUGCCACUUGAGGGUGAUGGCAAGGAGGCUUUCCAGUGGCACUGGCUGAGUGACAUCGAGCGGCAGGUGACUGCAUUGUCUGGGAGGUGUCAGCUGCACGAGGAGAAGCUCAGAGAGCUGACGCUGCUGCUCCAGAGACUGCAGGCGCACACGGACAAGGCAGACAGUGACCAAGAUGGGGUGCUAUCACUGCUCCGGAACCUGCAGGCGCGUGCAGACCAGGCGGAUGGCGACAGGGAGGGGAUGCUGAUGCUGGUCCAUCAGCUGGUGGAGCAGCGAGUGAAGGAGACCCACUCAGAGGGUGUCCAGGGCACUGAGACUGACUUUAUGACCUUUCACCAAGAACACGAAUUGCGUAUCUCAAACUUGGAAGACAUGACUGGAAAACUGACAGAAAAAUCCGAGGUCAUCCAGAAAGAGUUAGAGCAGACCAAGCUGAGAACAACUAGCAGGACUGCAGAGGAGCAGCACCUCCUCUCCACUGUCAGGCAGCUGGAGCUGCAGCUGGAGCACCUAAAGUCAGAAUUGGCAAACUGGCGGAAUUUGAAGACUAGCUGUGAGAAAGUAGAUACAAUACAUGAAAAGGUGGACACCCAAGUCAGAGAGACGAUCAGACUCAUGUUUUCCGAUGACCAGCAAGAUGGUUCUCUUGAAUGGCUGCUACAGAAGUUUUCCUCUCAGUUUGUAAGCAAGGACGACUUGCAGAUCUUAUUGCAAGAUUUGGAGCUGCAGAUCCUGAAGAACAUCACCCACCACAUUUCCGUGACAAAACAGGCCCCCACCUCCGAAGCAGUGGUGUCCGCCGUCCACGAGGCAGGGGUUUCUGGGAUCACAGAGGCGCAAGCACGCAUUAUUGUGAACAAUGCUUUGAAGCUGUAUUCCCAAGAUAAAACCGGCAUGGUAGACUUUGCUCUGGAGUCUGGUGGUGGCAGCAUCUUGAGUACACGUUGCUCUGAAACUUAUGAAACCAAAACGGCACUGAUCAGUCUGUUUGGGAUCCCACUGUGGUACUUCUCCCAGUCUCCUCGUGUUGUGAUUCAGCCUGACAUCUAUCCUGGUAACUGCUGGGCAUUUAAAGGCUCCCAGGGGUACUUGGUGGUGAGGCUGUCAAUGACCAUCUUCCCGACCACCUUCACUCUGGAGCACAUACCAAAGACGCUCUCGCCAACAGGCAACAUCACCAGCGCGCCCAAGGACUUCGCAGUAUAUGGAUUGGAAAGUGAGUAUCAAGAAGAAGGGCUGCUUCUGGGACAGUUUACAUAUGAUCAAGAUGGGGAAUCACUCCAGAUGUUCCAUGCACUGAAAAGACCUGAAAAAGCUUUCCAAAUCGUGGAACUUCGGAUCUUCUCUAACUGGGGCCAUCUGGAAUACACAUGUCUCUAUCGGUUCAGGGUUCACGGAGAUCCUAUCAAGUAGAGGCCCUGCUCACAUCCCUGUACGUUUGUAGAUACAGGACUGCCUGGAACACUGGAGCCCUCGAGGCUGAGGGCAUGUUUGGUCACAGGACACAGCCACCCCAAAUAAACAUUCCCAGACCGCCCAAAAGGCCGGUUGUGGUCUGGUGCCCAGCUCGCUGUCGCGUCCACUUUGUGUCUUCGAUGCCGGUGCCAGGACACCUGCGUGCUAGAUGCUUUGUCCACAGAGCCCCUGGCGACAGCUGCCUCUGUGGACAUUCCUCUGGAUGUAUGGUACACUUAGUUUGUUCUGGGGAUUUUUUUUGAACAUAAAGCUCUUUAUAUUUGUAUUUUCUUGACAUCAGGAACAAAGCAAAUGAGGUUACAAGGUUUGAAGUGUUCUCAAAGUUUUGUUAUUUAGCCUUUCACUAGACCUUCUAAAGGACUUUUGGGGGCCAGGUAUGCUCCAUCUGUUAAAUCCAACACACAUUUCUUUCAGGGAAAAACAGUGUCACCAAAUUUCAGAGCUCUAAGCACCUUUCCUUCGGGUGGGGCUUUUCCUUUCUUCAGCACCAGUUCUUUUACACUACCAGGUGGGGGGACAAUUAAAACUUGUUUUUCUGCUUAGUUUGUGCUUACUUCUGAGGAUUUUCAGAGUGGGGAUUCAGUGCACUAGUAUCUGUCCAGAACAGGAGGAGCUCCAUUCUCAUUGUAGGUUUUGGUGAGUCUGGUGUGAAGGGGCUGGUCUAGAUGGAAACAAACAUAAUGGAAGUCUCGAGUCCCGUUGGGAUUACCCUGGAGCUUUACUUCCAAGUACAGAUUGGAACCAAGAAUCUCAUCGUUCGGAUUUUUUCCAGGUUUGUUUUGAAUUUUGCUACAAAGGGAACACUAAUGUGCUCUAAAAUUUAUAAGGCUGAGUUUUUAGUCCACUGAUGGUUUUCAAAAGAGUGUUGUCCACUGUGGCAAGCGCAUGAAACCAUUCAUUUUACGAUUGUCCUUUUUCUUACAGCAGCAUUUUCUACUCGCUCUAAUCGGGAUCUGCCUCUCACUAUGGCUGCUGGCCACUCUCACCUUGUUCUUUGGAAACCCAUUUUGGUCGUGGUUAAUAUUUAACAUAUAGACUACUUUACUCAACGAAAUUUAUAAAUAUCUGCAAGGCACUUAAAGUUUUAAAGAUGUUUUACCUUUAAAAUUAUUUAAGUUGUAUUGGGUUAAGACAGCUUUGGUGUACUGUAGAUGUUGUAUUUUCAGAAAAAGCAAAAAUGAUGGUGCUGACUGGUUUUCUGAACAGUUUUAUGUAUAUUGCACAACAGUCCUCAAAUAUGUAAGAAUCACAUAAAAUAGCAUUUUUUUCACUCAGAAUUAGAAUUAAUGCCUAUGCAGUUAAGUUGGAUAAAAUGUGUACAGAUGUUUCAUAUAUUAUAGGUUAAAUGUAUAGAUCAAAAUUUCCUAUAUAAAAUUAAAUUUGGGGGUUGGGGUGGAAAUAUUUUGAAUAUUAAUUUAUUUUUAAAGAUGCAAGAUAGGACUUUGUGCAAUGUAUUUUUGUAAAUGCUUUUCAAGAUAUUUGUCUUUGGUAGUGUUUCUUUUGCUGCCACCAAAUUGAUAAGAUGCUAUUGAGAUGUUUAAAUAAAGAGUUUUAAUUUUUAAAAGUGCAUGUGAUGUUUCAAAUGAAUAAUAAACAGUAUAUUUCUUUUCUCAAUUUGUUUGUUUCUGCCCAUGGGGGUGAGGAGGCAACUAAGUUGUCAGGUCUGCCAUUGAUGGCAGUGUCGAUCUAGCUGGCGCCCCCCUUCAGAGCCUGCAGGCUGUGUGUUCGGCACCUUUUCCUGCCAGGUGUGCCCACCUGGAGAGCUGACUGCAUUAUAGGUGAGAAGCUGCCUGAUGGGGAGGAAACAGGGAGAGAGGAGGAAAUGGG